AUGCAAGAGGAGGAUAAGAAGCCCUUCCUCGAGACUGCGGCCAGAGAUCGGGACCGAUAUAAGCGCGAAAUGGCUAUCUUCAAGCCGGCCAGGGAUGCAAAUAAGCCCAAACGGCCGGGCACUGCGUUCAUGCUGUUUAUGGGCGACUUUAGGAAAGAAAUGGCGGGCAAAGAGCCCGAGGGAGGUGUGGCGGCGCUCGCCAAGCUCGGGGGCGAGAGGUGGAGGAAUAUGACUGAAGAGGACAAACGGCCGUACGUUGAGAAGCAGAACGAGGAGAAGAUCAGAUAUGAGGCCUCUAUGGAGGAAUACCGCAGAAAAGUAUGA
Oppiella nova is the source of this 324-nucleotide messenger RNA. The record is from the annotation of a GenBank genome assembly. Lineage: Eukaryota; Metazoa; Arthropoda; Arachnida; Sarcoptiformes; Oppiidae.